Molecule: messenger RNA, 1349 nt
Organism: Achroia grisella
Lineage: Eukaryota; Metazoa; Arthropoda; Insecta; Lepidoptera; Pyralidae
Exons: 2
Coding region: 105-875 (256 amino acids)
Source: RefSeq, a predicted model, not a curated record
GUCUGCCGUCUCGCUCUCAGUAAAGCGUGGCCACGCUACUAGAUCAGACGCACGUUCGAUCGUCACGCGCGUACAAUCCAUCGAACUAAAAGAAUCAAGCGAAAAUGAACUCAACGGAGAGAUCACAAAACUCCAUAAUGAAAAUCAGUGACGAACAGACUAUGAUGCUCUUAGAUCUGUAUGAGAAAGAGGAAUGCUUGUGGAACACGACCUUGGACGACUACAAGAAUAAGGAGAAGAGAGCGAGAGCAGCCGAGAAUAUAGCCCGGAGAUUGAACAUCAAAGAUUUUGAAGCCUACCACGUGAUCGCUAAGUUUAGAAAUAUAAGAAAUUCUUACUGCCAGGGAUUGAAAAAAUUAGCAACAGGUCAUAAUGGUAGAGGUGACUGUACCACAGCGUACAUCCCGAAAGCAGUGUGGUUUACAAAAAUUGAUUCCUUUCUGCGACCACACCUAUAUAAGAAUUUAAUACACUUUGCUAAUUCUCCAGUGGUUAUAAACAAUGAAGCGAUCUGCAAAGAGUUGAAAAAACGUUAUGACUACGACGAUUUCUCGUGGGCUAAUGAGAUAGAGGAAGAUUCAAUGCCUGUUCCGGAAUCAAAUAAUGACGAUAUAAGUGACUAUGAUGAUAACUCUGAAAAUUCUGUUGGAAAUGCAUCAAAAAGAAGUUUAGAUUCGAAUAUAUCAGAUAUAAUACACAUAGACGGAUUACCUUCUCAUUCUACUGACGUGAAUACUAAUGAUUCCUUCGAUACUUUUGGAAGAUACGUGGCUUCGCUAUUGAAAUCGAUGCCUCGGAAGAAAGCUAUAUCGCUGCAACCUAGAAUUGUGAAUCUUAUCACAUCUUCGAUUUUGAAUAACAAUGAUACUUCCUAGAUGUGAUUCUUCAUGGUGAUACAGUUUAAUAAACAAAGAUUUUAAAAAAAUAAUUUUAUCAUUCUGAGCAUCUGCGUGUAUGGCGCUCCUUCACCAUGCGUUUUUCCUUUAAACUUUUUGCUACACACAACCAUUGAGAAACCACCUUCUAGUAAUGGUAUUUCUGAACAGAUACGAUAUGGAAUCCUUCAAGAAAAGAGUUUAGUUUUUCUAAAAAGGCUUGGAACACACUUACAAUUCUUCUGGUGUUGUGGAUGCUCAUGGGCGGCGGUAAUCACUUACCAUCAGGUGAUCUGUAAAUUCGUUUAUCUCUAUUCAAUAAAAAAGAAACAUCGGUUCGUAAAGUUAGUACUGUACUCUUUUAGAUGGAGCUCAUACUACUUACAGCAGUUGUUUUAAAAUGUUAAUACAACACGACUGUUACUUUAGUGUGUUUGGUAUUGAUUUCAUGUGUUCCUCUAUUUCCUUCCAUAC